This is a messenger RNA of Elephantulus edwardii (Cape elephant shrew), 1167 nucleotides long. Its product is annotated as zinc finger protein 416-like. The coding region runs from base 1 to 1167 and encodes 388 amino acids. Gene Ontology annotation, molecular function: DNA-binding transcription repressor activity, RNA polymerase II-specific. The transcript has 6 exons. The record is from RefSeq and is a predicted model, not a curated record. Gene Ontology annotation, biological process: negative regulation of transcription by RNA polymerase II. NCBI's taxonomy places the organism in Eukaryota, Metazoa, Chordata, Mammalia, Macroscelidea, Macroscelididae.
AUGGAGAUAACUCCAAAGGGUGCUGUGACCUUUGAGGAUGUGGCCAUGGACUUCUCCCAGGAGGAGUGGGGCCUGCUUGAUGAGGCUCAGCGGCUCCUGUUCUGCGAUGUGAUGCUGGAGAACUUUGCAGUCCUAGCCUCCCUGGGUGUUUGGCCUGGAACAGAAGAUGAGGAGAAAUCUCCUAAACAGAAUGUUUCCAUAGACGGACUGUCACAGACAGUCUUCAAAAAAGACACGGAUGGGGCCUUUUUUCUGAAGAGUGGCAGAUACCACGUGUCAGGGCAACCCAUCGACUGUGGGGAUAUUGGGAAAGACUUUGUAGGAACCUUGCACUUUCUACAGUACCAGGUGGCUCCUGGUAGUGAAGAGCCACCCAGUAGCCUCAAGUGUCACCGUGGAGAAACAUUCUCCACGUGGGAUACAUGUAGGAAGUCUAGCUACAGACAUACUCUUCCUCACCAAGAGAGUGUCUGCAUUGGAGAAGGACCUGAGCAAAGUGACCAACAUGAGAAAGCCUUUCGCUUUGACGAUGGACUUGUUCAGUGCCAGGAAAUUCACACCCGAGAAAGAUCAUAUGUGUGUGGCGAGUGUGGGAAAUCCUUCAGCCGGAAAUCUUUAUUCAUAUACCACCAGAGAGUUCACAGUGGAGAGAAGCCUUACGCGUGUAUGGAAUGUGGGAAAUCAUUUCGUGAUCGCUCAACCCUCCUCCGACACCAGAAAAUUCACACGGGUGAAAGGCCUUACGGGUGCAGUGAGUGUGGAAAACUGUUCAGCCGUAACUCGCACCUGAAUAAACACAAGAGAAUUCACACUAGAGAGAAACCUUAUGACUAUAGCAAAUGUGGAAAAUGUGGAAAAUCAUUUAGCCGCAGGUCCAGCCUCAUUCAACACCAGAGAAGUCAUGUUAGAACCAUGGCGUAUGCGUGUGGUGAAUGUGGAAAAUCAUUUAGCCGUAAAUCUUUAUUCAUUUACCACCAGAGAAUCCACACUGGAGAAAAGCCUUUCCAGUGUGCAGCCUGUGAGAAGUCAUUUCGAGAUCGGUUCCUGCAGCGUGCAUCAGUCACCACCCAGAGGUGCUCAGGAAGGCAGGCUUUGCGUACGUAUUUGGUGGACGAAAUCAAUGAGUACAUGAAGAUGAAAGCCAGCUUCAUUUCCUUUUCUCACUAA